AUGGAAGCACCAAACGAUGUCAAAGAUCGCCUUCGCGCAUCUUAUAAUGCCAUGUCCUCGCAAUACAAUACCUGGACCGAGCGCCAUCAUUACCUGCGUCGAAAGUACCUCAAUGAACUUGUUGCCCAUUGCCCAGAGCUUGUCUCAGACAGUGACGGCGAGAAGCACGAAGUCCUUGAGUUGGGAUGUGGUUCCGGGGAUCCGUUUCUCUCCACCCUACUCUCGCAGGCCCCUACUGUACAUGCACAUGCCAAUGACCUAUCGGAUGUGCAACUUGACCUUGCACGGAAGAAUCUCGCGGCUUAUGAAGGUCGUGCUACUUUCUAUCCCGGCGACAUGAUGAAGCUAGAGUUUGCACCCGAGUCUCUCACCUCAGUCAUCGCCCUGUACAGCAUCAUCCAUCUGCAGCAGGAGGAGCAGAAGGAGAUUUUUCGUCGCAUUGGUAACUGGCUUGCACCUGGGGGUGUUUUUCUCUCAACAUUUGACAGGAACAAGGAGUCUGGCAUCAUAAUGGAUAAAUGGCUCGACGAUAAGGGAUGGAUGUUCUGGAGUGGCCUUGGAAAGGAUGAGACGGUUGCGGCUUUGCAGGCGAGCGGAUUGAACGUUGAGAAAGCUGCGUUGGAGGGAGAUGAAGAGGAAAAGUUUCUCUGGGUUAUUGCUAAAAAGGUCUAA
Messenger RNA from Fusarium vanettenii 77-13-4, 672 nucleotides. RefSeq lists its product as uncharacterized. Lineage: Eukaryota; Fungi; Ascomycota; Sordariomycetes; Hypocreales; Nectriaceae. Bases 1 to 672 code for a protein of 223 amino acids. The record is from RefSeq and is a predicted model, not a curated record. The transcript has a single exon.